AGGCGUGCUUCAUCUUGGACUAACGCAGUAGUUACUCUUUGACUGACCGAGUAUGCUAGCAGUCAAAAGAGGUUCUGCGGCUGGAGGCGGCGGGUCCUGUGGCUGUUAUUCGUCGCUGUUAACAGAGGGCUGUUAUCAUUCUGAGGAACCAUGACAGGGGAAACCUCAAGAGUGUUUAGAUUAUGCAAUCGUCAUCUGGCUGUGCUCCAAAGACAUCCACACCAUGUUCUCCCGGCCCGGACCACCAGAUCCCUCGGCUCAGUCAGGCCGGGGGAGCACAGGGGGCUGUUUUGGAAGAGUCUUCUCGGCCUUUCUGUGAGCUUUCCUCUGGCAGCUGGUGUAAUGUAUGCUGUUUCAGACCCAAAGCAGAGGAGGAGGAUGAGGAUUGUGAUUGAGGGAUUUGGUCGUUUCUGCAGGUCUCUCUCUGUGGGGAUCUUCAUCUCUGUGGAUUACUGGUGGACCACCAAUGUGGCUCUGCGUGGGACGGACGAGAGCAGCCCAUCCUACUUGUCAGAGAUUUCAGCCUGCCACCAGAGGGCAGCACACUCCAUGGUGGAAGGAGCCGUACGGAAUGGAGGACUGUACGUCAAACUGGGUCAGGGGCUUUGUGCCUUCAACCACCUGCUGCCCCCCGAGUACAUCCGCACCCUGCAGGUCCUGGAGGACAAAGCCUUGAACAGGAGGUACAAGGAGGUGGACGCUCUCUUCCUGGAGGACUUCAACAAAACCCCCAAGCAGCUUUUUAAAACCUUCGACUACGAGCCUAUUGCAGCGGCCAGCUUGGCUCAGGUUCACAAGGCGGAGCUCUGCGAUGGGACUCCUGUCGCUGUAAAGGUGCAGUACAUUGACCUGAGGGAUAGGUUUGAUGGGGAUAUCCGAACUUUGGAGAUCCUGCUGGAUAUAAUCAAAUUCAUGCACCCUAGCUUUGGAUUUCGAUGGGUCCUUAAGGACUUAAAGGGAACUCUGGCUCAGGAGCUGGACUUUGAGAACGAAGCUAGAAACUCUGAGAGGUGCGCCGAGGAGCUGAAGCAUUUUCACUUUGUAGUUGUGCCCAAAGUCUUCUGGGAGCAAACCAGUAAAAGGGUGUUGACAGCUGAGUUUUGCAGCGGCUGCAAAAUCAACAAUGUGGAAGAAAUUAAGCAGCAAGGAAUCAGUCUGAAAGAUACUGCAGGUAAACUGAUCCAAAUAUUUGCAGAGCAGAUAUUCUACACUGGUUUUAUCCACGCUGACCCUCACCCUGGAAAUGUUCUGGUGAGACAAGGUCCAGAUAAAAAGGCCGAGCUGGUGCUGUUGGACCACGGCUUGUACGAGUUUCUCAGUCAACAUGACAGAGAGGCUCUGUGUAAACUGUGGCGAGCCAUCAUCCUGAGAGACGAGGCAGCAAUGAAGACAUACUCUGACGCUCUAGGGGUCAAAGAGUACUUCCUGUUCUGCGAGAUGCUGCUGCAGCGCCCCAUCAACAUGCGGACUCUGGCCCUGUCCAACAUCCUGAGCCGGGAGGAGACGGCCUACAUGCGAGAAAUGGCAAUUAACCGCUUCGAGAGCAUCAUGCGGGUGCUGAAGUCCAUGCCCCGACCCAUGCUGCUGGUCUUCCGGAACAUCAACACGGUCCGGAGCAUCAACAUCACUCUGGGCGCGCCAGUGGACCGCUACUUUCUCAUGGCCAAAAGUGCGGUGCGAGGGUGGGGGAAGAUUCAGGCAGAGAAGCUGGGAAUACUGCCCAGGAUCCGGAUCAUCAGCUGGUAUAGGACAACCUGGGAGAGUCUCAAGUUUCAAGUGGCUUUAAGGUCUGAGAUGGCCAUCAUGAGCCUGACCCGGACCUUCCUGAGGCUGCUGGAGAUGCUGGGUCUCGCGACUCUGAACGCCGAUGUGUACAAUUACAUGUUGUAGUACUGCAAUGAAACAGUAGGAGGAGCCAUUCCACGUACCAAGUGAAUCUUGCUCUCUUCAGCGUUUUUAGCAGCCCACUAUAAAAGCACUGCUGGACAUGGUGCUGCUUAGAUCUUUUAAGCCAAAUCACAGGAUGGGUGACGAUCUGAAGAGGCACUGAGCCCGCUCCGGGACACCUGAAUACCACAGCCGAUGAGAAUCAUUUCAUUUCAUUUAAGGACAUUUUUUCUCUGUGUUUUUAGAAGAGCAGUAAGAAGGCAUUUUAUAAAAGCUACAUGUUUCUGUCUUGUCUUAAAACAUUUAGCCAAACUCAAUCACUGUGUUCUAGAUGGAUGCAUCUAUAAGCUGAAGAAGACCCUAUGGAAUACAGCGAGCCGCAAAACCUCAUGAUGAAGGUUGAAGGAACAAUCCACUAAAUAGAAUGUUUUUUUACCUGUUAAUAAAAUGUUCUACCUCUC
Messenger RNA from Girardinichthys multiradiatus, 2348 nucleotides. It is a transcript of the gene adck5, whose product is annotated as aarF domain containing kinase 5. NCBI's taxonomy places the organism in Eukaryota, Metazoa, Chordata, Actinopteri, Cyprinodontiformes, Goodeidae. The record is from RefSeq and is a predicted model, not a curated record. The coding region runs from base 151 to 1890 and encodes 579 amino acids. The transcript has 15 exons.